CCUGAAUUCAGUUUCCCAUUGUUGACUCAACAGAUUGGAGAUGAAAAUUAUAUUGAUUUUGCUGAGCGUGGCUCUGUCCGCGGCCUUGGCCAUCGAUAGCAAGGAAGCGCGAAUUACUGGAGGAUCGGACGCCGGUGCUAAUGAGUUCCCAUUUACUGCCGCCAUUUUGAUCUCCGGAGACGAGGCGCAUACCUUCUGUGCCGGGAUUUUGGUGACUCCCCGUCAUGUGUUGACCAGUGUCAAUUGCGUGAUCCGGCAGACAAUGUUGACGGUCAUGCUGGGAUCACCGGAUAUUACCCGAAUGAACCAAUUCAUCCCGGUAACCAACGUUCGGAUUCACUGGAACCACAGUGCAACAGUGAUCAGUCGUGCAGAUCUUGCGAUCUUGACUUUGGCUCGUAAUGCCAAUCUGAGCGAAAGUGUCACGGUAGCUCAGCUGCCUCGUUGGUCCCAUGUAGGCAACACAUUCAACGGAUUCGGAGCCACGCUCGUUGGAUGGGGUUUGUCGGGCCAUAGAGAGGACGAAACGAUUCCUCUGCAACAUCUGCAGGUCGUUCGUAACCCUAUCAUCAGCAACUUUGUCUGUGGAUUGUCUCACAGAUUCCUGCAGGAUGAACAUAUAUGCUCCUCUGGAGACAAUGGUGGACCUUGCGAUGGUGAUGAAGGAGGACCAGUUAUGAUCACAGAGAAUGGCGAACCAACGGUGAUCGCUAUCCAUUCGUUCCAUUUUGACGGCAUCGGAGGAUGUGGACGUGGACGAUCUUCCGUCCAUACGCGGCUUACCGAUCAUCUGGAUUGGUUGGUCGAACACACAGGCGUCUAUAUUCGGCCUUGAACCAAGACUAAUCGUUCUAUCUUGAUAAUGAAAUCAAAUUUGCGUCACAACAAUAAACAACACUUCGAGUAGCAAA
Messenger RNA from Aedes aegypti (yellow fever mosquito), 911 nucleotides. Its product is annotated as collagenase. The record is from RefSeq and is a predicted model, not a curated record. The transcript has 3 exons. Gene Ontology annotation, biological process: proteolysis. Bases 41 to 835 code for a protein of 264 amino acids. Gene Ontology annotation, molecular function: serine-type endopeptidase activity. Lineage: Eukaryota; Metazoa; Arthropoda; Insecta; Diptera; Culicidae.